Messenger RNA from Exophiala xenobiotica, 441 nucleotides. RefSeq lists its product as uncharacterized. The record is from RefSeq and is a predicted model, not a curated record. NCBI's taxonomy places the organism in Eukaryota, Fungi, Ascomycota, Eurotiomycetes, Chaetothyriales, Herpotrichiellaceae. The transcript has a single exon. The coding region runs from base 1 to 441 and encodes 146 amino acids.
AUGAGCGUCGGCACCGCACCCAGUGUGCCUGCACCAUGUCGUGAGAUCGGAGUGCAUUGGAUUGCGCCUACACUUCCGGGCAUGGGGAACACCAGCAGACGUGACAAGAGAAUGCCCUAUCACGUCUCGCUUGCAAAAGAUAUAGCCGCCUUGCUCUCAUAUCUAUACCCAUCUGAUGCCUUUGACGCUCUCUAUGUCGCGGGUGGAUCAUACGGCACAGUCCCGGCACAGAUGUUAUAUGGAGCAUCAUAUGAAUUGUUCCCUCCCGGUCGCAACAUUGCAGGAUGCGCCUUGAUAGCUGGGUUCUCGCCGCUCAAACAUCAUAGCGACUACGCGAAGACAUUGAGUUGGCAAAACUGGUUCUCGUAUGGUCCACCUAAACAGCUGGUUCCGUUUUACCUUUUCCAGCGGGGGUUCGACUCAUUAUCGGAUCGAAGUUGA